UAGAAGAUCUGAGAUGCUAAAACCCCGCUAAAACCUUCCAACGCCGAUAGCCGCCACGCCACAGUAAGAUGCAUUUCCUCCUCCGUCGCCUUCGACAUUCCGACCACCACCACUACCAGUUGCAGCUUCGAUGCCUCUACGACGCGGCGGCUUCGGUGAAAUGCGUCCGUGACAGGGGACUCGACCACGCAGUCGAGAGAGAAAGAAACCUUAAGCCAGUGCUGAACCUAAAAAAUCUCAUAAAAUCAGAGCCUUCAAAGUCUCUCCCGCUGUCGCUGAUAUCUCAAUCCAGAGAUUCUCUUAAAAUUCCAAUUCGUCCCAUUGAAUUCAUCCGAAAAUUCCCUUCAAUUUUUGAAGAAUUUCUCCCUGGUGGCAUUGGCAUUCAACCACACAUCAAGCUGACCCCGGAAGUGCUGAAUUACGACAAGGAAGAAGAAAUUAUCUACCAAAGUGUAAACUACAGGCAAGAUGUUGCUGACCGUCUUUUAAAGCUUUUGAUGAUUCGUAGAAUUAACAGCAUUCCACUGAGUAUCAUUGAUGGGCUGAGGUGGGAACUGGGUUUGCCUCAAGAUUAUGUAAAAACUGUUGUUCCGGAAUUUCCAGAUUAUUUUAGAGUGAGAGAUGAUGCAAAUGGAGGGUUUUUGGAGUUAGUUUGUUGGAGCAAUGAGCUUGCAGUUUCAGCCUUGGAAAAGGGGAAGGAGCCAAUUGAGUUUACUUUCAAGUAUUCCAAUGGUUUUGAGAUGGAUAAGAAAUAUAAAAAAUGGGUGGAUGAGUGGCGAAAGUUGCCAUACAUCUCACCUUAUGAAAAUGCCCUGCAUCUUGCGCCAAAAAGUGAUGACUCCGAUAAGUGGGCAGUCGCAGUUUUACAUGAGAUUCUUAAUCUUUUUCUUGGAAGUAAAGGAGAGAGGGAGAGUGUACUUAGCUUAGGCGAGUGGUUGGGGCUCAGGUCGAGGUUUAAGAGGGCAUUGUUACAACAUCCGGGGAUAUUCUACGUGUCAAGUAAGAUUGGAACUCAUACGGUGGUUUUGAAGGAGGCUUAUAAAAGGGGCAUGUUGAUUAAGAAGGUUCCUUUGAUGGACAUGAGGUACAAGUAUGUUCAAUUGAUGAACUUGGUGAAGGAGGAUAAAAGAUCGAAGAGUGUAGAGCAAAAGAAGAGUCGUGAUCUGAAGGGAGAUCAAGGGGAAGAAGCAUUGGAAGAUGAUGAAAGUCGUGCGGAAGAAGAUGAGGAAAUGCAUGAUUUGUCUGAUGAGGAGAGUGAUUGUGAAUAUGAAGAAAGAAUGAAUUCAAAAAAUAGGGGAAACUUAUCAGGGAAAAGAUAUAAAGAGAAGGAGUCUCCAAGAACUGUGUUGGGAAGAUCACCUGGAAGAAACUCGUCCCAAAAUGCAGGCAAAAGUAACACUAAAUUUCAUCUAAGAACAGAGAUUCAAGAUUGUAAAAGUGCUUGUGGUGGAUCACUGGAGAGAUUUAAUGUUCCAAGAAGAAAGAAUAAGUCUGUUUCAAGGGAAAGGGCUUCUACGUAGGGGGUGUUCAAUGAUGGACGGAAUCAACCAGAAAAAGAAGAGAAGCUACAAGAACGCAAAGUAGGAGGAGUGAAAUUCAGAGGAUGAAUACUGUGCUCUUUCAGAUUACUACCAUCAGGGAUGGCCAUGGAAGAACAUCAUCAAGAACUGUUGUGUGUGGGCUUCUCUUUCUCUUAUCUCAUCAAUCGGGUUUUCUUUUAUAGUGGUCUCCAAUUGUGUUUUGGUUAUUUUUUCGUUAUUUCUUAUCUUAGAUUUAACCCUUUUGGUUUCCCUUUAUUUCGUCCUGCAUAUAAUGUUAUAUUCAGGGGUUUUGGUAAUCUUGAUAUGAUAUUAAUGAUGCAGGUAGCUUAGUCCAAACUUUAGGAAAGGUGGAUUGUCAUCAGGAGAAGAACUGCUUUUAUAUUAGGUAUAGGGAUGCUCUUCAGAAGCUUUGUAGUUAUUGAUGGUCAAUCAGAAUCAUACUGCAGAAGGCUUGAGAAACCUCUUAUGUGACCUGCAGAAGCAAAUUACUGAUGUGAAAACCUUCUAUUGACUGAACCAGUACUUAUGUUUUCAGUAGGUAGCAUCAGCAACAAUGCUUUGUGUGGUUGUAGGUACAAAGGAUGGCAAAUGAAACUGGGUUUGGACUUAAGUGAUUAGAUUAUCUUCCUGGAGAAUAAAUAUCUACAUGUUUGACUAUUAAUGUGUACCAAACUAUGUGUUUCUCUAUGAAUAUGAGUAAUGUAUAAUUCUGGAGUGCAACUUUGCUGUGGUUGAUGUGUGCUGUUUCAUACAAAGCAUCCUUCAGGUUCAGUACACUCUAUUGUUGAACAAUCAGUUUUUCUAUUUUAUGUAAACUGAUAUCAGCAGAUUGUUUCUUGCCAUGUUAUGACUUCAAUCUUUUGCUAUG
Coffea arabica (coffee) is the source of this 2409-nucleotide messenger RNA. Its product is annotated as protein WHAT'S THIS FACTOR 9, mitochondrial-like. Gene Ontology annotation, molecular function: RNA binding. NCBI's taxonomy places the organism in Eukaryota, Viridiplantae, Streptophyta, Magnoliopsida, Gentianales, Rubiaceae. The record is from RefSeq and is a predicted model, not a curated record.